GUCUGGCGUCCCUGGAUACAGCAGCGCGGUCAGCGUAAACAAGCGAAGAACUCCUUCAAACAGAGAGAAGUUCGACGUGUGAGACUCUAAUUUACUGUAAUAUAUAUAUCCAGGCAUGAUUUAUUGGAGAUAGUAGGUCAGCACACGCUGUAAGUGCGUGUAAAUGUGCUGUUGUGGCUGUUAUGGAGGUUUCUGCGGGUGAUGUGUGUCGUUCCGUGGAGCUCAUCACAGCACGAGCGGAUCCAGAGGCUUCUCUUGAGGAGAGCUGCGGCGCGGAGAAGCUGCUCACUGAUCAAGUGUCUGUGGACCGGAUGGACAUCACAAAGGGUUUUCUGGCUGAUAUUUCUCGCCCGGCCUCCAGUGAGAUCAGAAGACCGGGUCGAGAUGGUGGCAGAUCUCUGGAGGUGCUCAGUCCUGACGUCACACACUCAGAGCAGGUUCACAGGUUCAGCGCACAUGAGAGGACUGAUCUAACCGCAGAAAACAGCUCGGAUCAAGAAGAGUCCGAUGAAGAAAAUGAAGAUCCGGAGUUGAGAGAAGCCAUAAAGAAAAUGAAGAGACUGGACCGGGUUCUGGCUCUCAAGGCGUCAGCGGAGAGAGAGGUGAAGCAGAGAGGAAAGCAGCAGCAUCAGAGACUCUGGCAGGAGCUUCAGACCGCGAGUCUCAGCAUGAGCAGCAACGAGAUGGAGAACACCAGACGCUUUCUGGCACUGACACCCAACAACUUGCUGUUCCAAACUUGUAUGACUUUCUUUCUUCUGAGGAAUGAGGUUUAUCAUGUGUGUGUGUGUGUGUGUGUGUGUGUGUGUGUGUGUGAUGCAGGUCACGCUGAAGCGGGUCAGCAGGUGAUGGAGGAUCAGCCGUCAGACAGCAGACAGCGAGGAGCUGCUCGCAGCAAGCGCAGACAAGACUUUGUCAAGAGAAAUAUUGAGCUCACAGAAGCGUCAGGAAACUCGUUUCUGCUCACGCAGCAGGAGAAAGAGAGAAUAGAGGAACUGCUGAAAGAUCUAGAGGAAGAAGAGAACUGCAGCGACCUGCUGACUGAACCGCAGGUGGUCUCGUCGACUCUAUCAGUUUGUGAAGGUUUCGGUCCUGAACCGUCUGAACUCCACAGUCUCCGUCACAUUGACUCCAGACUGCAGCUGCUACUUCCUGUGCAGGACUUCCUGUCUGUGCGGAGCCCGUCGCAGGGGAGUCUGCAGGAGAACACAGGAGACGGAGAGAGACAGAGACGAGACGAGGAGAGACGUCUGCGAGAAAUCCAGCAGCAGCUGCAGCUCCUGGAGGAGAACGAACCCGGCGGCUCGGUUCGUUUGUCUGACGAUGAGUUGAGGAAUCUGCUGCAGGAAUGUGAGGAGGACAUGAUCCGAUCUCCUGCAGGUUCCUCAUCAGAAUCAUCCCUCGGGACGAGCUCGGCUCUGGAUGCUUCUCCACGUCUCUCCGGCUCGGAUCUGCUACGGCACAGUGAGACUGACAAGAAAGAGGCAUGAAAUAUGAAGGAGUCUGUUCUUCUGUUUUCUAUUUCGCUCUGGUUCAUAAUCUAGGUCUUUGUGCUUUAGAGUUGCAUAAUAAGUGAGGACACGAAAGUGUGUUUGUCAUCCAGUCUCUGAUGUGUCUGCCAGCGUCAGCAUCACGGUCAGACUCCAGAACAUCUGAAAAAGAACGUAA
Molecule: messenger RNA, 1668 nt
Organism: Sinocyclocheilus rhinocerous
Lineage: Eukaryota; Metazoa; Chordata; Actinopteri; Cypriniformes; Cyprinidae
Gene: fsip1
Product: fibrous sheath interacting protein 1
Exons: 12
Coding region: 183-1490 (435 amino acids)
Source: RefSeq, a predicted model, not a curated record